Canariomyces notabilis is the source of this 1434-nucleotide messenger RNA. RefSeq lists its product as uncharacterized. The record is from RefSeq and is a predicted model, not a curated record. The coding region runs from base 202 to 1197 and encodes 331 amino acids. Gene Ontology annotation, molecular function: DNA binding. Lineage: Eukaryota; Fungi; Ascomycota; Sordariomycetes; Sordariales; Chaetomiaceae. The transcript has 3 exons.
CAACUAUUUGGCCAAUCAAAGGUCUAGCGCAUAGCUUUUGGUGGGGCGCUGUGGCUGGUGCCUCAAUUUCAGUGGCUUGUACAUCAUCCACCGCGUCUCCGCCCUUCAGCAGAGCAGCAUUCAUCCAUUCCUUUGCAAAUUAUCUGAGAGAGUUGAGGUCUUGGGUUUCCUCGGUCAAGCUGCGACAUCGAUAAAUUCAAAAUGCCCUUCGGUGAAUAUUUCGAUGACCCAAGUCCUCCUUUGAUCCAGAGCGACCUUCUUGGCUCGGUCGAAAAGGGCUACUCCCGGGAACAGUCACCAAUUGAAGGCGAGGGUAUGGGAACGAGCGCGAGCGCAGGCCCAACUGUGGUUACGCUUGACGACCAAGCACCCGCUGGGAUGUCGUCGCGUAUUCCUGAGGCAGACAUGGGUGUUGAGGAUGAGGUGGAGGCUGAGCUCGAGGUGUCGCGCGUAUCCGCGGUGACUUCAUCCAUCACCAGGAAACGUGGCAGACCAUCGCUCUCAGGUUCAGCUACGCCCGCCAAGUUGACCACACUCAAGACUCCGCGCUCAACGAAGAGUGUUGCCACCGUGAAGAGCGCCGGCCGUAGCACCGGCCGGAAGCGCACUGCUGCAGCUAUCGAGGCCGAGCCUGAGACUACACCUGAGCCUAAAGCCGAAUCCGAGAGUGAGCCUGAAGCCGAGCCGGCGCGAAAGCGCGGCCGCCCUGCCCGUACUGUGGGUGCUGCUGCUAGCGCACGUCUUGCUGCUAAGGCCGCUAAGAAGCCAACUCGCGGCCGCCCAAAGUCGUCAACUGUAAGCAUAGUGGCACGUUCCAGUUCCGCAGAUCCACAGAAUGCUCACUGUUGCAAUAGUCUGCCGAGAAACCAGCAAAAGCUGGACUGCCCAGGAAAGACGCCGUUAACGGCGAGGUUCCCCAGGGCGAGUACGAAGUCGAGGCCAUUGUCGACUCGGUGGUUGACGCCGAUACCAUGGAGCACUACUACUGUGUCAAGUGGAAGGGCUACCCAGACAGCGACAACACAUGGGAGCCGAAAAAGAACCUCAAGCAUGCCCUUGAGCUCGUGCGCCAAUUUGAUGCUAAGAAGAAGUCCCAGACGAAGAAUGCUGCCAAGGAAGCCAGUGCUAAGAAUGACUCCAAAGAGGAAGGGGAUGAGCAGAAGCGGAGCACUACGAGGAAGCAGCCCAACGCUGUAAAACCAGUGAAAAAGGGCAAGGGUCCUGGACGACCUCGGAAACGGAGAGGCCGGGCAUGAUCUGUCUGUCAACCGACCUCUGUCCUUUCUCCCUGCUUCCUUGUUUCCUCUUGAUGCCUCGGGCUGGAUGGCUGCAAAUUGCAGAGUGCGGGUUUCUUUCUCUUUUAUGUGUGGUUGCAAAUGAUCCUAACGGAAGGAAGACAUUUUCCAAUUGGCUUGGAGCAGUGCAGGUGGGGAU